CUCUGCUCGAGAUCAGGUGCCAGGUGCCUGUAUCUGGGACGAUGGCCAAUGGACGAGUUGAUUUCGCAAUUGCACAUCGGGGCCACAAGCAAGUGCUCUGCGUCGUGGAGGUGAAACACCAUGCUUCGGAAACCAGCAGCUUCCCUCAGCUCAUUGCAGGGAUGUACACAGUCUUGAAAAGUUGUCUUGCUGUGCAUAAUGCCUUACCUUCUCCCCAAACAAGUAUGUGUUUCGGGAUAUCGACAGACUAUGCAACAUGGGUCACGUUCCGGAGUACCCUCCAGAGGUUGCCCUCAGGAAGCCUGACCAUGUUCAAGGUGCAAAAAGCAACGGUUGCGCAAAACUUGUCUUUUGCGCCAACAACUAAAGAAGGCAAAGCACGCGUUUUGAGCCUUCUCGGCAAGGUGUUGUCAUUCUUCUCUGUGAUCCACGCUUGGUCUGCAUCCGAUGUGAACGUGGGAAAGACCGGGAACAAGGGAGCCGGAAAGGCCAGGAAAACGUGAGUAGAAGUAAUUAGGCAGCAUAGGAAGUGAGUUGCAGUCUAG
Molecule: messenger RNA, 545 nt
Organism: Gamsiella multidivaricata
Lineage: Eukaryota; Fungi; Mortierellomycota; Mortierellomycetes; Mortierellales; Mortierellaceae
Exons: 1
Coding region: 42-503 (153 amino acids)
Source: RefSeq, a predicted model, not a curated record